Molecule: messenger RNA, 1920 nt
Organism: Esox lucius (northern pike)
Lineage: Eukaryota; Metazoa; Chordata; Actinopteri; Esociformes; Esocidae
Gene: adss1
Product: adenylosuccinate synthase 1
Exons: 13
Coding region: 107-1486 (459 amino acids)
Biological process (GO): IMP metabolic process; 'de novo' AMP biosynthetic process
Cellular component (GO): cytoplasm
Molecular function (GO): adenylosuccinate synthase activity; GTP binding
Source: RefSeq, a predicted model, not a curated record
CGAGCGUCCUGCUCUGACAUCACGGAGACAUAGACAUGGCAUUGCUGGUACGCUUUGGAAACCUAGUCUUUUUAGGACGGACAGCCUAGUCACAUCAAGUAACAUCAUGUCGUUUAGCUGGUCCGCAAAAGACCACAAGAGCUAUACAAAUCCACCCUCCAACCCAACUCAAGGGCUGAAGCGGCCAAGGAACGAUACCGGGAACAAAGUGACUGUGGUGCUUGGUGCGCAAUGGGGAGAUGAAGGCAAAGGAAAAGUCGUUGAUUUAUUGGCAACUGAAUCUGACCUUGUUUGCAGAUGUCAGGGCGGUAAUAAUGCAGGCCAUACUGUGGUAGUGGAAGGCAAAGAGUAUGACUUCCACCUUCUCCCCAGUGGGAUUAUCAACCCCAAAAGUAUAUGUGUCAUUGGUAACGGGGUAGUCAUACAUCUACCUGGUUUGUUUGAGGAAGCAGAGAAAAAUGAGAAGAAAGGUCUUAAAGGCUGGGAGAAGAGGCUGAUUGUCUCAGACAGAGCUCACCUUGUAUUUGAUUUCCACCAGGUUGUAGAUGGAAUUCAGGAGACCCAGCGGCAAGAAACCGAGGGAAAGAUUAUUGGGACAACAAAGAAAGGCAUCGGUCCCACCUAUUCAAGCAAAGCCUCUCGCAUUGGACUGCGGGUCUGUGACUUGCUGGGAGACUUCAAGGUGUUCUCCACUAAAUUCAAAAACCUUGUCGCGCAGUACCAGUCCAUGUACUCAUCCCUGACAGUUGAUACUGAAAGUCAGCUGAAAAAACUGAAGGAGUAUGGAGAGAGGUUGCGGCCGAUGGUUCGAGAUGGAGUCUACUACAUGUAUGAGGCUCUUCACGGACCCCCAAAGAACAUUCUGGUGGAAGGGGCCAACGCUGCCCUCCUCGACAUUGACUUUGGCACAUAUCCUUUUGUGACCUCAUCCAACUGCACUGUUGGUGGUGCAUGCACUGGCCUUGGCAUCCCACCCCUGAAUAUUGGUGAGGUGUAUGGGGUGUCAAAGGCCUACACCACCAGGGUGGGCAUCGGAGCCUUUCCCACAGAACAACUCAAUGCAACAGGUGAGUUGCUGCAGACCAGAGGUCAUGAAGUGGGCGUGACCACUGGCAGGAAGCGUCGCUGUGGCUGGCUGGACUUGGUGAUCCUGAGAUACGCCCACAUGAUCAAUGGCUUCACUGGGAUUGCUUUGACAAAACUUGACAUCCUGGAUGUGCUGGAUGAGAUCAAAGUAGGAGUGGCCUACAAAAUCAAUGGCAAAAGAAUUCCUCAUUUCCCAGCUGACAUGGAGCUUUUACACAAAGUGGAGGUAGAAUAUGAGAAUUUCCCUGGCUGGAAGUGUGACACUUCUGCAGCCAGAAAGUGGAAUGAUCUCCCUCAGAAGGCUCAGAACUACAUCCGUUUUAUAGAGAACCACAUUGGAGUACCCAUUAAGUGGGUCGGCGUCGGAAAGUCCAGAGAGUGCAUGAUCCAGAUGUUCUAGAUAUGAGCGUUUAUCUGCUCUCUCCAAGAUGCACACUCCAAGAUGUGGUUUGAUGUGACAUGUUUGCAACUCCAAAUGUGUCUAAUGUUCUUUAAAGCCUGUUGACAACUGAUAUAUGAAGCCUUGAAACAAUGUAGACUGGAAAUAUUGGUAACUUCAUUGGUAACUGCUUGUCAUCAUUGGGGUGAUGUGGGGGUGGAGUUGGUGAAAAUUCCAUGUGUAAAUGCAGAUUUUUUUUUGGUGUUGAUAUCCAUAGUUUUUUAACUAAAAAAAAACAUGUUGUGACGUUUGAUCUUCAGUCUGCAUAAACAAAUUAGUUUAGGUGGAGUUAGGUAGCAGCGAAGCCUGCUACAAACAAUGAUCUGUUAGAGGGAAAUCAGAUUAUUAAGACUUUGAUGCUAUAUUUAUAAUUACAUAAAAUAUAUGCAAUUUUC